AUGGCACCCAACUCUCAAAACUUCGUCGAAGAACCCGUGGCAGAGACCCCUCUAUUCACAAAGGAACACCUCGAGUUUUUAAAUGAAAGGUUGUCAAAUCUCACACCGUUGCAAAUAAUAGAAUGGGCCACUAUCACCAUCCCUAAUUUAUAUCAAACAACUGCGUUUGGUCUCUCUGGUUUAGUAAUACUUGAUAUGAUAUCAAAAGUAAGCCUCGAUCGUGCAGAGAAGAAUGGAACUCAACCACAACAUCUCGUUCCUCUGAUAUUUCUCGACACUCUUUAUCAUUUCCCCGAAACCGUUGAAUUGGCCCAUCGUGCAGCCGCUCAUUACAACGCACCUCUGAAAGUGUACAAGCCCGUCGGCUGUUCAACGGCUGAAGACCUUGAGCGUAUGCAUGGGCAGAAAUUAUGGGAGACAGACGGGGACAUUUAUGAUUAUCUGGUUAAAGUAGAACCAGCCCAGAGAGCUAUAUUAGAGAUAGAAAGGGGAACAGGAUUAGUAAAACUGAAUCCCUUGGCCCACUGGGACUACCAGCGAGUCUGGACCUACAUACGAGCUAAUGAGGUGCCGUACAAUCCAUUGAUCGAUCAAGGUUAUCGCUCAAUUGGCGAUUGGCACAGCACAAAGCCUGUCUCAAAUACAGCCAACGAACGCGCAGGACGAUGGGAAGGACAGGCGAAGACAGAGUGCGGAUUACACAAAGACUAUUUUGAAAUGCGAGCCGCGUUCCUUGCUGCAAGAGAGCGUAGAACUGGCCCGCUUGCAAGACAAGUGACCGUGUAA
Paraglomus occultum is the source of this 786-nucleotide messenger RNA. NCBI's taxonomy places the organism in Eukaryota, Fungi, Glomeromycota, Glomeromycetes, Paraglomerales, Paraglomeraceae. The record is from the annotation of a GenBank genome assembly.